AGUUGUAAUAUGACUCAGUGCUUAAUACGCAGUUUGGGACAGGAAUGCCGGACUCGCACUGAAAUGGUUUAAAACAGGAAAACGUGAAAAAAAAAACACUUCUGGACUAUUGAAGACAUUUUCAACGCUUUGUUCAGGAGAGGUGUCAAGAUGGGACAGCUCUUUCGCAGUGAGAAGAUGGUCCUCAGCCAGGUCUUCCUCCAGACAGAGGCGGCCUACAACUGCGUGGCUGAGCUGGGGGAGCUUGGGCUGGUCCAGUUCAUUGACUUGAGUCCUCACCUGAAUGCUUUUCAGCGGAAAUAUGUAAAUGAGGUCCGCCGCUGCGAUGAAAUGGAAAGGAAACUGCGUUAUGUGGAGAAGGAGGUCAAAGCCGCAAAACUUAACGUCACCGACCCUGGCACGGAGGUCCCUGCCCCGCCCCCAAGAGAGAUGAUCGAUAUGGAGGCUACCUUUGAGAAGAUCGAGGUGGACAUGAAGGAGGUGAACAGCAAUCAUGAGAUGCUGCAGCGGAACUACCUGGAGCUGACCGAACAUCGGCACGUGCUGAGGAACACCACCGACUUCUUUGCCGAGGCGGAGUUCUUCCAGCAGGGCCGGGAGGUGGAAGAAGCCCGCUCCUCUGGAUAUUCCCGCUUUGGUGUAGAGGAUGGCGUCAGACAGAUGCACUCCCCGAUCAAGUUUGGUUUUGUUGCCGGAGUGAUCAGUCGGGAGCGUGUGCCAUCAUUUGAGCAAACACUGUGGCGGGUGUGUCGAGGUAACGUCUUCCUGCGACACGUCGUCAUCGACAAGCCGCUUGAAGACCCCAGCACGGGAGAUGAAGUCAUCAAGCACGUCUUCAUCGCCUUCUUCCAAGGGGACCAGCUGGGAGGCCGUGUCAAGAAAGUCUGUGAAGGAUUCCAUGCAACCCUUUAUCCCUGCCCAGAGAAUGCUAUGGAGCGAAGUGAGAUGUGCACUGGGGUUGCUAAGCGGCUGGAAGACCUGAAAAAAGUCCUGGUGCAGACGGUGGACCACCGGCAGCGCGUCCUGGCGUCGGCUGCCAGCAGCCUGUGGGUCUGGUUCAUCAAGGUGCGCAAGCUGAAGGCCAUCUACCACACGCUUAACCUCUGCAACAUGGACGUCACCCACAAGUGCCUGAUCGCAGAGUGUUGGUGCCCCGAGGGUGAACUUGGGCGCAUCCGCCUGGCCCUGCAGCACGGAAACGAGAGGAGCGGGUCGACUGUGCCGUCCAUUUUGAACAUCGUGACGACGAAGGACGACCCUCCGACGUACAACAAGACCAACAAGUUCACCAGUGGCUUCCAGGCGAUCGUGGACGCCUACGGGGUGGCCAACUACAGGGAGAUGAACCCAGCGCCGUACACCAUCAUCACCUUCCCGUUCCUGUUUGCCGUCAUGUUUGGCGACGCCGGCCACGGCACCCUCAUGGCCCUGUUUGGCCUGUGGAUGAUCAUCAAGGAGGCCAAGCUGAUCGCAGCCAAAUCCAGAAACGAGAUGUGGAACGUCAUCUUUGGCGGGCGCUACAUCAUCUUCUUCAUGGGCAUGUUCUCCAUUUACACCGGCUUCAUGUACAACGAUUUCUUCUCCAAGUCGGUCAACAUCUUCCAGUCAAGUUGGAGCGUCUCUCAUAUGAAGAACUUCACCGAGGACCUGUUGGAUCAGAACAUCAAGCUGCAGCUGGACCCUGUGCAGGCCUACAGCGGCAAACCGUAUCCAUACGGUCUCGACCCGAUAUGGCAGCUGUCUGAGAACAAGCUGAACUUUUUGAACCCCUUCAAGAUGCGGCUGUCCAUCAUCUUUGGCGUCCUCCACAUGAUGUUCGGCAUCUUCCUCAGCCUUUUCAAUCACAUAAACCGACGGGAGUACAGCCGUAUUUUUCUGGAGUUCAUACCUCAGGUGCUGUUCCUGGGACUGAUCUUCGGCUACCUGGUGGCUCUGGUCUUCGUCAAGUGGCUGACCUACGAUGCCAGAAGUUCCGAAGAUGCCCCCAGCAUCAUCAACAUGUUCAUCUUCAUGUUCUUGGUCUCCAACAAGCCGGAACUCUACAUGUUUCCUGGUCAGUUCUACCUCCAGCUGGUUCUGUUGGUGGUCGCGCUGCUCUGCGUUCCGGUCAUGCUCUUUGGUAGCCCCGUCUACAAUUGGUUCAAGCAUCGCAGGAGAGGGCUUACGCACCAGCCCAAAAUGCGGUUCUCGACGCUUCUAAUGCAGCAUCUGAACACGGAGGAAGAUUCGAUGGCCAUCCCGAUCAAUGACACACUGGAUGAACAGUUCCAGGCGGAGAGCUCCAGCCAGGGAGUUAACAGCGUGGAGGACAGCAUGGAUGGCGAUGCAGGAGCUAGGCAGGAGUUUUCAUUCGGCGAAGUGUUGAUUAAUCAAGCUAUCCACACCAUUGAGUUCUGUUUGGGCUGCGUCUCCAACACGGCUUCUUAUCUACGUCUCUGGGCGCUCAGCCUCGCUCAUGCCGAGCUUUCCGAGGUGUUGUGGACCAUGGUCAUGCAUGAGGGCCUGGCCUUUCCCUAUCUGCCCACGGCGUUCGGCUGGGUGGCCCUCUUUCCCGUGUUCACAGCCUUCGCCGUGCUGACAAUUGCUAUCCUGCUGCUCAUGGAGGGUCUGUCUGCCUUCCUCCACGCACUCCGUCUCCACUGGGUGGAGUUCCAGAAUAAGUUCUACAAAGGAGAGGGUUACCUCUUCGCCCCCUUCUCCUUUGCCACCAUCCUGGAAGCGGAAGAAGAAUAGAUCGUCCUCAUACUUGGAUUUUACAGAUCAAGGACCAAUUUCAAAUGAAAAUAUUCAUCUAUUACCAUCUUAAUAUAUAAAUUUAUACAAACGACAAACAAGGAUUCUACGAUUCACACAUGAUUCUGUGCACACGACUAGAUACCAGAGAUGACUUCUUAGAAGUUGGUCUUAUCAUGAUUGAAUAUUAUCCAUCAGUGUAAUUUAGGGACUUGACCGUGCAUAUUGAGCCAAAUUAAAAUGCUCAGUACUAGAAUUCUGUAGGUCUUAGAACAGCUCUGCUGUUCGAUAUUUGUUUUCUUCUGUAAGUCGUCUGUGCUUGGAAAAUUAUCUCGUGAAAUUGUUUCACUUGCGUGAGUAUCAUGUGUAUGAUGGCUUAUAGAGUCUAAAAAUAUGUGACCCACUCUGUGAAAAAAGAGUCUCGAGUCGCCAGAGCCACUUUGGAGUAAAAAUCCUUUAGAAUGAUUUUGCAGUGUGUAAAUCAUUAGGAACCCACAGCAUUUGUCACCAUGGAGUAACCACUUUCAUCAGGAUGCCAAACUGAGCGAUACAUCAAAACAAAACACUCAACUUGCGCUUCCCAAUACAAAUGAAAACUCAAACAGUGGUUCUGCCAACUUAAGAUGCCUUUUCACAGAGUGGGUCACAUUUUUAUGUGAAGUUCACACCAUUUCAAUUUCAUUCAGAUCGUGAUUGAAAAUUUGGAUCAUAUGACAGGGAUCAUGCAGUACACAUUACGAAGUGCAUCGCAUGAUACAUUUUGAUAUAAUGAACACGUUGCGUUGAUUUAUUUUUUUAAUAAAAAACUUCAUGCUGAAAAGCACUUCACAUUCCAAUAGUUAUAUUGUCACAUUGUAUUGUGCUGAAGUAAGGCCAAUUAUGAGAGUUGGUGUGUUAAAGAAAUGAAUAACUUGGAAAAGCAUCAUUCUAGAGUUCUGGACAGACCCAGCACCAAGCUUAACAUGAAAUGAUGCAGAACCUCGCUGAAAAAAAUGAAUCACCCACAUGCUGUAGUUAAGCUUCAUCUAAUCCUGAGGUGGAAUGUGGCAUUUUGAGCGGAGAGCAUCUGAGGGAAUCUGGUUUUUAGGUACUUACUUUGAGUAAGUUCAAACUUUCAAAUUGUCAGUUGGUGAGGACUUUUCUGUUCCCCCACUCUGAGCCUAGUGCCACGCAUCCAAGAAUUGAAAUGCCUUGCUCCAGUACUCGUUUUUAGUACCUUUUGAUAGAACUGUGUAGCUAGAGUUGAAAAAUUUGCAGGCCAAGAACAUUUGAUAAAUAUUUCCACCCGUAAGUCCAAAAUUGAUCAGUGCUUCCAUUGCCAAGUGCCUUAUUUUCAUAGACUUGUUUUGCAAGAAGUAACUCUUAAGUUUAUUCGUAGGCUUUAAAUUCAAGUAUUUGAAAUGCUUCAAUUCUGACAUGUGUCUUUUGGUACCUUGUGCCGAUCGGCCAUUUUUUUCUCCCUUUUAUGCAAUUUGUGUUAACCAUAAUACGAUGUCCGAAGCGAUUAAAAUCGAACAAAUGA
Acanthaster planci (crown-of-thorns starfish) is the source of this 4255-nucleotide messenger RNA. Its product is annotated as V-type proton ATPase 116 kDa subunit a 1-like. Gene Ontology annotation, molecular function: proton-transporting ATPase activity, rotational mechanism; ATPase binding. Gene Ontology annotation, biological process: proton transmembrane transport; vacuolar acidification. The record is from RefSeq and is a predicted model, not a curated record. Gene Ontology annotation, cellular component: vacuolar proton-transporting V-type ATPase complex; plasma membrane; vacuolar proton-transporting V-type ATPase, V0 domain. Lineage: Eukaryota; Metazoa; Echinodermata; Asteroidea; Valvatida; Acanthasteridae.